This is a messenger RNA of Parasteatoda tepidariorum (common house spider), 856 nucleotides long. Lineage: Eukaryota; Metazoa; Arthropoda; Arachnida; Araneae; Theridiidae. The record is from RefSeq and is a predicted model, not a curated record.
AGUAAAAUUUCUUUAUACUUGCUCAUAUUAGUGAAAAUAAAAAAUAGAACUCCGUGAAAACGAUAUGGAACGGGAUUGGAACGUGAAACGAACUCGAUAGUGUAAUCGACGAAGUAUAUCGAUAUGAAUGCUUGUCACGUGAUAGAGAAUCUCAGCUUGGUCGUGUAUUUAGUUUGUCGUCGUGUAUUGAGUCGUGCUUGAAAUUUCUGAUAGUGAUUAUUUUUUAAGGAUCAAGAAAAUGUUAGGCCUAGAGGAAUCAUGGACGGUAAGCGUAAACAAAAAGAUUAUAAUUUUAAAAAAAAGAAAAUUAAGUAGGAUCAUGCAAUCCAUUGAAUGUGAAGCCGAAUUACACGAACUUGUAGAAGCAAGUAAAGUCAUCCAUGUUUGCAAGGAUGCUGAAAGUACUUCUACAUCGGGCUUAAAUGAUGAUGGCCAAUUGGAUAAUAUCCCUACACCAGAAUCUGUUCAAUGUUUCUUACAGCCAGUAUUUAAUUUGCCCUGUGAGGAUAGUUCUCUUGAUUGUAUAUCAAGACAAGAACCUUUAGGGCACCUUGAUUUCAUUUCAGGGCAAGAACCUUUAGGGCAUAUUGAGGAUGUUCCUGAUACUUCAGAGAAGUUAAGUGAUAAGCUCAGUUUUUGGGCUGUUCGCUUUAAUAUAAAGCACUAUGUCUUACCGCUUUGCUGAACAUUUUGAAAGACCAUCAUCCUGAAUUGCCUCGGGACAGUCGAGCAUUACUUAAAACGUGUCGGGAGACGAAUAUUAAAAAAAUCUAAGGAAGGGGAGUUUUUUUUAUUUCGGAUUACAAAAAUAUUUUGAAAAAAUUAAUUUACAAUCAAUUUGUCUCAAUAGAGAUAU